UCCAGCGGUCUGCGCUGCGAACGGGAGCCAAGUAGCGGAGACGGCGAGAAGGAUCUCUGAGCUUUAGUGACUGCAGAUUUCACACUGGAACAACAUUACAAGAAGAUGCCUUUGGGUGAAGAUGGAAAUGGCUGGAAAAAGAAAACAUCAGAUAUUAAAGAGAACUAUGACUUCAAGGAAGUCCUGGGCACAGGGGCUUUUUCUGAGGUGGUCUUGGCUGAGGAAAAGAGGACCCAGAGGCUCGUAGCAAUCAAGUGCAUCCCCAAGAAGGCCCUAGAGGGAAAGGAGACAAGCAUUGAGAAUGAGAUCGCUGUCCUCCACAAGAUCAAACACACAAAUAUUGUUUCCCUGGAAGACAUCUUUGAGAGUACAUCCCACUUAUAUCUCGUCAUGCAGCUUGUGUCUGGUGGGGAGCUCUUUGACAGGAUCGUGGAGAAGGGAUUCUACACAGAGAAAGAUGCCAGUAAACUUAUCCGGCAGAUCUUGGAUGCUGUUAAGUACCUCCAUGACAUGGGCAUUGUACAUCGGGACCUGAAGCCUGAGAACCUGCUGUACUACAGUAUGGAGGAGGACUCCAAGAUCAUGAUCAGCGACUUUGGGCUGUCCAAAAUUGAGGAGACAGGGAGUGUGAUGUCCACAGCGUGCGGUACACCUGGAUACGUGGCUCCUGAAGUCCUGGCCCAGAAGCCCUACAGCAAGGCUGUGGACUGCUGGUCUAUAGGAGUGAUCUCCUACAUUCUUUUAUGUGGAUAUCCUCCAUUCUACGAUGAAAACGAUGCCAAGCUCUUCGAGCAGAUCCUUAAAGCAGAGUAUGAGUUUGAUUCACCAUAUUGGGACGAUAUUUCCGAUUCAGCCAAAGACUUCAUUGUUCACUUGAUGGAGAAAGACCCCAGGAAGAGGUACACGUGUGAGCAGGCGCUGCAACACCCCUGGAUAUCUGGAGACACCGCACUGGAUAAAAACAUCCAUGAGUCUGUCAGCGCCCAGAUCAGGAAGAACUUUGCCAAAAGCAAAUGGAAGCAAGCAUUCAAUGCCACAGCAGUGGUCAGGCACAUGAGAAGGUUGCAGCUAGGUACCAGUCAAGAGGGCCCCAGCCAGAUCACGCCCACCAGCCCCUGCCAGGGUGACCUGCUGCUGCACGAGGAAGAGGAAGAGGAAGAAGAGAAUGAGUCACACUGUGAAGGCGGCUGUUCCCAGAAUGCCGAGGGCUGUGAGGAGCAGGAUGGCCUUCAGAACUGCACCUACUGUUGUCACCCAGCCAGCCGUGCCUGAGCAGGAUCUUUUCUCCAUGGCAGUGACUGAGAGCUGACUGGAGAGCUGACAACUGACUGGAGCCCUGAACCCCCAGUCUGGCCAGGAAUACAGAGUUAUUCCAGCAGCUCCCAGCAGGUGGUGCUGCUGUGUACAGAAUCAUAGGUGAUGAGGGACAUUGUGCCAGUGGAGUAAAAACACAAUAUAAGUGUUCACACAGAAGUGAACGGGUAGGAGCAGGCCCAGAUGCAUCUUGGGUAAUACCGUGAAAGACAGGCAUGGACAGGGUCUCAUGUGUUUGUUUUCCUCUAAACAUCUUUUUAUUCAAGUGUCCAUAUCCCUCUUAACAUAAAAAUCAUACUCAAAACACACCUAUUUAUAUGAACUCAUUGAAGAGGCUAUUGUUUCUGUGUAUACAGAAUAUAAAGGGACAGAGCUGUCCCACUUCUUUGUCACUUUUUCUUUUUCUGUGGAAGAAAACAUCAAUAGAUGGUUAGUUUACUUUGAUAAGCAUUUAAGUACUCUCACCGCAGUGAUGGUGCAUAGUGAUGGUGGUGGUAUUAAUGGUAAUAUAUGCAGAGCUCAUAUUUGUAACGACUGUGCGUAGUCAGACAUUGUCACUGGAAACCUCUAAACUACAUUUCAGAACACUCCUUACACUUUUCAUCUGGUGUAUAAAUACAUUUUGCCAUGGGACUUGUGACUAGAUUGACUAGAUUCACUUAAUGACUUUUGUAUCUAUUAUUCUGUCUCUUAAGGCAUUAGGGUAAUACA
Messenger RNA from Megalops cyprinoides (Indo-Pacific tarpon), 2025 nucleotides. RefSeq names its product calcium/calmodulin-dependent protein kinase Ia (gene camk1a). The record is from RefSeq and is a predicted model, not a curated record. Gene Ontology annotation, cellular component: intracellular anatomical structure. The coding region runs from base 106 to 1272 and encodes 388 amino acids. Gene Ontology annotation, biological process: peptidyl-serine phosphorylation. The transcript is spliced from 12 exons. Gene Ontology annotation, molecular function: ATP binding; calmodulin binding; calcium/calmodulin-dependent protein kinase activity. Lineage: Eukaryota; Metazoa; Chordata; Actinopteri; Elopiformes; Megalopidae.